This is a messenger RNA of Musca vetustissima, 3939 nucleotides long. RefSeq names its product mucin-5AC (gene ss). Bases 46 to 3933 code for a protein of 1295 amino acids. Gene Ontology annotation, biological process: regulation of transcription by RNA polymerase II. NCBI's taxonomy places the organism in Eukaryota, Metazoa, Arthropoda, Insecta, Diptera, Muscidae. The transcript is spliced from 12 exons. The record is from RefSeq and is a predicted model, not a curated record. Gene Ontology annotation, cellular component: nucleus; aryl hydrocarbon receptor complex. Gene Ontology annotation, molecular function: nuclear receptor activity; protein dimerization activity; transcription cis-regulatory region binding.
ACAGAAUCCUUCAAAACGGCUACCAUAACGAACUCCGCCUUAGCAAUGAGCCAGCUCGGCACCGUUUAUGCCACCAAACGGAGGCGACGCAAUGGCAAAAGUUUAAAACCACCACCCAAAGAUGGCGUCACAAAAAGCAAUCCCUCGAAACGGCAUCGUGAACGUUUAAAUGCCGAAUUAGAUUUAUUGGCGUCACUGCUGCCAUUCGAACAGAAUAUUUUAAGUAAAUUGGAUCGACUGAGCAUUUUAAGGCUGUCUGUUAGUUAUUUAAGAACAAAAAGUUAUUUUCAAGUUGUUAUGCAUAAGGAAAAGGAGGAGAAUGGUGGCAAUUCAGUUUUACCUCAUAUACACGCACACGAUGGCUAUCGGACACGAGAGUUGGGUGCCUUCGAGCAUGGUCUAUUAGAUGGUGAUAUGUUCCUGCAGGCCUUAAAUGGUUUUCUUAUGAUCCUCACCUGUGAUGGUGAAGUGUUUUUUGCCACACACAGUAUAGAAAGUUAUCUGGGGUUUCAUCAGUCUGACAUUGUCCACCAAUCUGUCUAUGAGCUGGUCCACUCCGAAGAUCGUGAAGAGUUGCAACGUCAGCUGCUGUGGAAUUCCUUUUUACCCGCUGAUAUGUCCAGUAUGCAAUUGGCAGAGACAUUGGCGCCCGAUAAGGCUCUCUAUUUGGAGCGCAGCUUCACAGUGCGGUUUCGUUGCCUUCUUGACAAUACAUCGGGUUUCUUACGUUUGGAUAUACGGGGGCGUAUAAAAAUUCUGCAUGGACAAAAUCGUAAAACUGAAGAACCUCCAUUGGCGCUAUUUGCCUACUGUACGCCAUUUGGUCCCCCGAGUCUACUGGAGAUUCCUCACAAGGAGAAUAUGUUUAAAUCGAAACAUAAGCUGGAUUUCUCAUUGGUUUCGAUGGAUCAAAGAGGCAAACACAUUUUGGGUUAUAGCGAUGCUGAACUAGUCAAUAUGGGUGGUUAUGAUCUGGUGCACUAUGAUGACUUGGCCUAUGUGGCAAGUGCCCAUCAGGAACUUCUUAAAACUGGUGCUUCCGGCAUGAUUGCCUACCGAUACCAAAAGAAGGACGGUGAAUGGCAGUGGCUGCAGACCAGCUCCCGUUUAGUUUAUAAAAAUUCCAAACCCGAUUUUGUCAUUUGCACCCAUCGUGUGCUGAUGGAUGAAGAAGGUUUCGAUUUACUGGGCAAACGGACAAUGGAUUUCAAGGUUAGCUAUUUAGAUACGGGUUUGGCUUCGACAUAUUUCUCCGAGGCUGAUCAAUUGGUGGUGCCACCAAGUGGUUCACCAAAUUCUCUACCACCUCCGGUGACACCAACCAGACCCAACAGGCGCUACAAGACCCAGCUGAGAGAUUUCUUGUCAACCUGCCGUUCAAAACGUAAAAUGCAGCAGCAGAACCAACAGGGUUCGCCACUGGGGCAGGUCACCUCCCCUGCUCCCGUUGUGGAAUAUCUUCCAGAUCCUGCUGCCGCGGUGGCAGCUGCCUAUUCUAAUUUAAAUCCCAUGUAUACAACCUCGCCAUAUGCCACAGCGGCAGAUAAUAUUUAUAUGGGCACUUCGGUGCAUUCCACUAAUUUCUAUCCGGUUACCGAAAAUCUCUUCCAUCAAUAUCGUUUACAAGGUGUGGGUGGCUAUUAUGCCGACUAUCAUCAUUCGGCGGCCCCGGCCUCUGCAUAUGUGGCCGCCAAUGGUUUCCUGUCCUAUGAUGGCUAUGCCAUUACCUCCAAAGAAGAAAAAUGGCAGGAUACAGGGAAAUAUUAUAGUGGUUAUAGCAGUGGUUAUGGUAGUCCCACAUCUACGCCACAGCAAGUUCCUCUAAAAACGCCAAAGUCUUCUCCCCAUGUCAUGGAAGUUGUCUCCUGUUCAUCGAAUGGCCCCUCACCUGUCUCCGGUGCCAUUGUCAAUAAUUUAAAUAAUCCGCACAGUGGUUCGACGUCGAACGGCCCAGCAGUUAUCACACCCAAGGUUGAAAUGGCCUCUCAGGACCAAUACGAACGUCAAACUGUCCUCAUGUGGGGUUCCCAGUCCAGUGGCAUACCCAUCAAUACCAUACAAGCUUCCAGCACUAAUUCCGCCACAAAUCAUCGUCACCUCUCCAGCAAUACGGAACGUUCUCCACAAACUACCCCCCUUUCGAAUGGUCUCAGCUAUGCCAAUGAUCCCUCAGAGGCUACGGCCAAAUGGAAUGGUUCCGCAAGCAAGGAUAAUAAAAGUGCUUCCACACCGGAUAGUUAUCAAAUGCAUCAUGAUGAUUCAGGUCUUUAUUCGGCCUCAUCGCACACCACCUCGCCACAGCAUCGUUUGAGUAGCAGUGGGAGCAGUUCAGGAGGAGCGGGAAGCGGUGGCUCUACUCUGGCCCAUAAUACGGUGGCUGAAUCAUCACUUUCGUCCAACACCACCACCACAGCACCACACACUCACAACAACACAAUACACUCAAAGAUUGUCUCAGGCAAUACAACAACCGCAGCGGCGGCAGCACCACCACCUCCACAUGCACCCUUGGCAACUGCAACUGUUAGCGAUGGCUCUACAUCCUCCUCUACUCUGCAACAAACCAAUAGCCAUACACAUUUACAGAAUACCGUUCAUCAGCAUCAUACCUCACCAUCAUCGCAUCCUGCCCAUCCGCACCACCACCAUCAUCAUCUACAUGCGAAUCAUGGGGCAACAGCACAUGCGCAUUCUCAACAACCCUCUCAAAGCCAUAGUGCGGCUGUUUCACCCCAUCACCAUCAUCAGCAGCAGCAACAACAACAUCAUUCCCAUUCAGCUCAUCAUCAUCACCACCAUCAUCCUCAUGCCGCACAUCAUCCCCAUCAUCAUCAUCACCACCAUGCUGCGGGAACAGUGGUGGCCAGCAAUCCAACAGCAACAACCCUUUCCUCCGCAGCUGCUGCUGCUGCCGCUACUACUGCUGCAACCAAUGGCAGUGAGGUAUGGAGUCCAGCGGCAUCAUAUGCCACCCAAUAUGCCUCACAAUAUUUCUCUUAUCAUCCGCACCACCAUCACCACCCCUCGCAUCACCAUCAUCACCAUGCAGCGGUGCAUCAUCCACUGCAUGCUGGCAGUGGCAGCAUUUCAUCGACGGCGGCACCAACAUCUCUCUCAGCACCACCACCACCAACAACAGCACUUGCCACACAUCCACAACCAACACACAUAAGUAGCAGCACUCAUUCAGAUGCAGAUACGGAUUAUCCUAAACAUCCACUUUCAACCACUGGCAGCCUUUCUAUCAUGAUCAGCCAACAGUCACAACAACAACAACAGCCACAUCAACAACAAGUAUUACAACUCAGUCCAUACAAUCAUCAUUUACAACCAUUAGUCACCUUGGCAGGAUCAUCUGUGGUUAAUUGUAAUAAUGCCAUUAUAACUAGUGGAGCAGCAGCAGCAGUAGCGGCAUCGGCCAGUUCUUCGCCAUCGUGCAGCUCACCUCCCCUACAACAGUUGCCAGCCAUAAGUAGUGUUAUAAAUGGUCUGAACGGAGGUAAUGGACCAAGUACCAUCAUUAGUAGUAAUCAUAAUGGUUCGCUAAGUUCGCCUGGAUUGACAAUGACAUCGACGGCUACACCCUAUCAUCAAUUGGCCAUAAUAGCAUCACCAAUUGUCAUAACGUCGACUACAUUGGAUAAUCCUACGGAUUUGGGUAGUCAAGGUGGUGUGUCUUUGCAGUCGCUGGGUACCAGUGGUACUCUAUAUCCCUCAUCGUAUAAGACAAGAAAUGCUACAACAACUGCAGUAAUGCAUCCAUCAGCAUCGGCUGCUGCCUUGGCUUAUGCCACAAAUGCCUAUGUCAUUGGUGCCGGACCAGGGCCGACAUCGUGUGCAGCCACCGCCACUUUGAGUGGCUUGGAGCAGAAUAUCGAUGGUAGUCCGCUGCUGUCGUUUUCCGAGGUCACCAAUACCCUAUUGAAUCAAUAAGGUAAA